AUAUCACAUUCAUAUGAACAUGCCUUAUGGCAUGUAAUCCCAUCAGAUCUUUUCGGCUCCGUCAUCCUGAUACUGUGAGACAACACAAAUAGCCAGCAUAAAUCCAGAGAGCUAUGUAUGUAGAUAGCAAUCAAACUCAUGUGGUCGUGUAGCAAAAACAUUUCCAUUGUACUGGAGACCACUGCUCAUUUGCUUUUAACGCGAAACUUUCAUCAUCGUUGUCAAGUUCAUCCAUGUGAUAUGUGCGACAAUUGCUUUUGGGCAUUUUAUUGUGGCUCCCCGUAGCACCAUGUACAUGUACGAGGGGUAUCUCUGCCAGUUUGGAUAAUAGAAUUGUCGAUUUAAUAGAAUUCGAAACUUUUCAAGUCACAAUGGCUAUAAACUACGUGUGCUUCCAACUAGUGUUUGACUUGUUCAUACCCUCGUUUAUAAUCUACAUUUAAACCAAAUCUGUAGUUUCAUAAACAUAUAGAAAACAGGAAACACAUCUUAAGCCAGUGACUAACUUAAUGCUUAAUCAUACUAUAAAUAUUGUGUAUUUUAUUGUGUAUCAUUAUAUUUCGUGUACUUGCAUUUAAAAGCGCAAUUUGAUGGAAAUUACAAGGGAUAUCCCACAUUCGUUACUUCAAGCUCAAUUUCUUUGCUGUAUCGAGUGGCUCUGCUUGUGGCUCUUUUCUAAAUAAGCUCCACAGCAGGUGGACAUGUGUUUCUCUCUGGGAUUGUGGCGCUCUGCCGAGCUUCCGCUCGCUGGAAAACUGGAGCACUGGCGAAUCGGUGGCCUGGAGAACCGAGUGCCCAAGCGAUUCAAUUUAGUGAGUCGCGCACUUUGGAACGCAGCAGACGUCGCUGGUUUUUUUUUGGGGGGGGAAAACGAUCUCGAUCUCGAUAACGACAGCGUCAGAGUUGGAGAUGUUUUUGAUUCCCAUGUUUGUCAAAAUUCUAGGUGACUUUUUUUCGUCUGUCGAUUUAAUUAAAAUUUCAGAGAUCGAUAUACGCGCGCGUGGUGCGAAUCGCUGUGAGCGGACGUGAGUUUCAGGGAUCCAGAAGUCGGGAAGGCGGCGGCUAGAGAAGUGCCUCAAAACUAAGCUAAAAAAAGAGCGGUAGCAAAGAACAGCGUGUUCAAGCCAAACAAAUGAUAAGAUAGAACUUCGCUUCGAUUGUCGCAGAAACGAGGAGGAGAUAAGCGGUGUGGAGCAGAGUGAAGAGCAUUGGACAUCCGGAUAGCAUCCCAAAAUCAUAGACGAAAUCAUCACCACUCACAGCGCCCAUGUUCGUGGACCCGUGGCAAUGGAAAUAAGUGUGAUAACCGAACCCACAGAAGCACUAGAAACCAAUAGGGAGGCACGCAGCUAAAACGGAUCACAAGACCAUGCGCAGCGGGCGAAGCUAUGGCCAGCGGCAGAGCGACACGCUGGAGAGCAGCUUCGAGCUGGAGGAUUCCGAGGCGGAACAGGUCAAUUCACCGACGGCAGCCAAGGGUGAGCCGUCGGCACCCGGCGAUCGAGAUCGAGAGCGGGAGCGGGAGCGUCAGGAGUCGGGUGAACAGACGGACAGUUUGAGCACCCGCAGCAGCAGUUCGACGCCAACAACGGCGGACGUGGCCGAUGUGGAGACCAUCAGCUCCCUGCCGCUCUCUCCUCCCGCCUUUGGCGAUCGUGGCAAUCAGCUGGUCAAGCGGCACUCUCCGCUGAAGGACAAGCAGCAGCAGCAGCAGGCGGACAGCAGCUCCAGCUCCAGCUCCAGCUGCAGUCAGCAGCCCGAUGCGGACGAUGUGCCCACGGUAAGUGGGUGCGAUCUGCGGCAGAGUCCGCCCUCUAAUGCCGCCUCCUCAUCCUCGUCCUCCACCUCAACUUCCACAUCCCCGCAGACAUCGCGGUAUGCAGCUGCAGCGGCACAUCCCAGCGCGGCAUUUGCGGAAACGGCGAUCACCGCGUCCUCGGCAGCGGGCCGUGUAUGCGGCGGAAGCGGAGGAGCCGCCCACAGGCGCACCCACUCGGCCGCUUCCUACAUCUCGAUGAGAUCGCAGGGCGGCAACUCGGAGGCGACUCCGGAGCGACCAAAGCGGAACCGCUUCUUCGAGUGGAUACGCGUUGUAUGCAACAUCUGCUGCUGCAAGAGUUCCGGCAUCGGGGAGCCGAGUGUUCAUCAUGCGCUGGUUGUGAUAUUUCUAGAGUUCUUCGCCUGGGGCCUGCUGACGAUGCCCAUAAUAUCGACUCUCAACCAGACGUUCCCGGAUCACACAUUCCUUAUGAACGGCCUGGUCAUGGGCAUCAAGGGCAUCCUGUCGUUCCUGUCGGCGCCGCUGAUUGGCGCCCUUUCGGACAUCUGGGGCCGAAAGUUUUUCCUAUUAGUCACAGUAUUCUUCACCUGCCUGCCCAUACCGCUGAUGUCCAUCAAUACGUGGUGGUUCUUUGCCAUGAUCUCAAUUAGCGGCGCCUUCGCCGUCACCUUCUCGGUGGUGUUUGCCUACGUGGCGGACGUAACUACGCCGGAGGAGCGAUCAAAGGCCUAUGGCCUGGCCUCGGCCACAUUCGCCGCCAGUCUGGUCAUCUCGCCGGCUCUGGGCAAUGCCCUGAUGGAGAUGUACGGCGACACGCUGGUCGUGGCCCUCUCCACGGCCAUUGCGCUGCUCGAUGUAUUCUUCAUAUUGGUGGCCGUGCCGGAGAGUCUGUCCGAGAAGAUGCGCCCCGCCUCCUGGGGGGCGCCUAUCAGCUGGGAGCAAGCGGAUCCUUUUCUGGCGCUGCGCAAAGUGGGCACCGAUAAGACCGUACUGAUGCUGUGCCUCACCGUGCUGUUAUCCUAUCUGCCCGAGGCAGGGGAGUACUCCUGCAUGUUUGUCUAUCUGAAGCUGAAGAUGGGCUUCAACUAUGUCGAGGUCUCGGUCUUCAUAGCCAUAGUGGGCAUCCUCAGCAUCACGGUGCAAGUCACACUCGGCUCCUUCAUGCAAGUGUUUGGAGCCAAGCGCACGAUCAUAAUGGGCCUAGCCCUGGAAAUCGUGCAGCUGCUGUGGUACGGCUUUGGCAGUCAAAAGUGGAUGAUGUGGUCGGCUGGCGUUGUGGCUGCCCUGGGCUCCAUCACGUAUCCCGCCAUCAGUGCUUUUGUAUCCCUAUAUGCGGCUCCCGAGAGUCAGGGUGCUGUUCAGGGCAUGAUCACGGGCAUGAGGGGUCUGUGCAAUGGCCUGGGUCCGGCGGUCUUCGGCGUCGUCUUCUACCUGUUUAACGUGGAUCUGAACGACGACCACGACUCGCACGCGAAGAGCAGCGGCAGCCGGGCGACGAACGUGGAGAAGAUCUCACAGCAUGUGCCAGGUCCGCCCUUCGUGUUUGGCGCCUUGUGCGUCUUCUGUGCCAUAAUAGUGUCAGCGUUCAUUCCGGAGGGACAGACUUCCAACUUGGAAAAGAAACGUGCCUCGCUAGACGUGCAGUACGAGAUUGAGACGGGUCACAAAGCGCCCAGCUCCCUGGCGCCGCUCAUCCGCUCCGACUCGCUGGCGCAGCUGUAGUGCGCUCCAUCGCCGGCGUCCUAUCCACACAACUUGAAUGCAGCUGGUGGCUAUAGAUACGUAUAAGCAGUGUUAAGGAGUUAAGGAUUUUGUAACUGUAACAAAUGCUGUAACUAGUUUGGCUUUAGUUUUCGAGUCUAUUAGGUGCAUAUAUAACGCAGAUCAGGCCGAGAUAAUGUUAUUGUUUUGAUGGUUAGAUCUUCGUUUUACCAUAGUUUCCACAAAGCACCUUGCCACACCACAAACCACCUCAGCCCAAUUAUAUUUCUUAACUAAUUUAUUAUCGCCUAAGUAACGUAGUCACAUAUAUUCGAUUCGAUUGGCCCGUGUGCUUGCCCGCUUUUCCGGCUUUUGGCUUCUGGCUUCCGUUUCCGUUUCCUUUUGCUUUGCUUUUGCGAGUGUUGGUUCUCUUUGGGUUGGGAUUACAUCACAGCAGACAGGUGUUAGAGCUAAUAAUGUUUUGCAACAACAACAAAAUAACUGCCAAAUAAUAAAAAAAAAACCAAGUAAGUGUAAUCCGAUAUCUUCGAAUGAAAUGAAACCGCGUAAAUUCAGCACAGCACAAUACUGCAUCCCGCAUAUCGAUCGCAUUUCUAAUUUAGUUCACUCCAAAGCCGUUUAGUUACAACACUUAGGAAGAGGAAAAUCCAAAUAAACUGAAUACCAAGCUUUACUUUGAAAAUCGUAGUGAUUUAAAGUCUAAACUCUAAAGAAAUAAAUUUGCAAAUUAUAAUGAAUGGGGUCACAAACUAGGCGACUUUAACCGAAAAACCACAAGGUAUAUAAGAGAGAAAUAUGUAUAUACAUAUAUAUGUAUAUAUAAAUAGAGAGAUAUAUGUAUGGGCACUGACACAAAUCGAAAUGUUUUUAAUUUAGCCGUAUGCGAAGUUAGCGCCUCCGAUCAUGUGCAACGCUGUAGUUUUUAUUUUGAUAAUAACGCAACUAAUUGCAGAGCCUUCAACAAAGUCAAUGCUUGAACGUAUAGGGAGCACACGUGCAUGUGUAUGUAUAGUAUAGUACCAUAGAUAUCAAAGUUAUAUUUUUCGAUGUUGCUACAAUCGUGUAAAACUCCCCCACUUGCUCCUCCACUCCCCCACUUACCCUCCCACAAAUGAAAACAUGCCGACAUAGGACGUACGUACAUACACAUCCACCCGUGUGAGCAGUGGACAGGUGGUCAAUGGAGUAGCGCCCCUUUGGAAAAAACUUUGGGGGCUACGAGAUACAGAGACAGAACAUAUACGAGAAAACUGAACCCAAAUUUUGAUUGUAAAUUAUUUAACGUCUAACAUAGUGUUUUAAACGAAACCAAAAUAAACAAAAUUGUUUAAUGAAACGCUA
This is a messenger RNA of Drosophila yakuba, 4843 nucleotides long. Its product is annotated as hippocampus abundant transcript 1 protein. Bases 1370 to 3502 code for a protein of 710 amino acids. The record is from RefSeq and is a predicted model, not a curated record. Lineage: Eukaryota; Metazoa; Arthropoda; Insecta; Diptera; Drosophilidae. Gene Ontology annotation, molecular function: transmembrane transporter activity. Gene Ontology annotation, biological process: transmembrane transport. The transcript has 9 exons. Gene Ontology annotation, cellular component: membrane.